GCGGGUCCGCCGAGGCAAGAUGGUGGACUAUAGUGUGUGGGACCACAUCGAGGUGUCGGACGAUGAGGACGAGACGCACCCCAACAUCGACACGGCCAGCCUCUUCCGCUGGCGGCACCAGGCCCGCGUGGAGCGCAUGGAGCAGUUCCAGAAGGAGAAGGAGGAGCUGGACAGGGGCUGCCGCGAGUGCAAGCGCAAGGUGGCCGAGUGCCAGCGGAAGCUGAAAGAGCUGGAGGUGGCCGAGGGCGCCAAGGCGGAGCUGGAGCGGCUGCAGGCCGAGGCCCAGCAGCUGCGCAAGGAGGAGCGGAGCUGGGAGCAGAAGCUGGAGGAGAUGCGCAAGAAGGAGAAGAGCAUGCCCUGGAACGUGGACACGCUCAGCAAGGACGGCUUCAGCAAGAGCAUGGUCAAUACCAAGCCCGAGAAGGCGGAGGAGGACUCGGAGGAGGUGAGGGAGCAGAAACACAAAACCUUCGUGGAGAAGUACGAGAAACAGAUCAAGCACUUCGGCAUGCUGCGGCGCUGGGAUGACAGCCAGAAGUACCUGUCGGACAACGUCCACCUGGUGUGCGAGGAGACGGCCAACUACCUGGUCAUCUGGUGCAUUGAUCUGGAGGUGGAGGAGAAAUGCGCGCUCAUGGAGCAGGUGGCCCAUCAGACCAUAGUCAUGCAGUUCAUCCUGGAGCUGGCCAAGAGCCUGAAGGUGGACCCGCGCGCCUGCUUCCGGCAGUUCUUCACGAAGAUUAAGACCGCCGACCGCCAGUACAUGGAAGGCUUCAAUGACGAGCUGGAGGCCUUCAAGGAGCGCGUGCGCGGCCGGGCCAAGCUGCGCAUCGAGAAGGCCAUGAAGGAGUACGAGGAGGAGGAGCGCAAGAAGCGGCUCGGCCCCGGCGGCCUGGACCCCGUGGAGGUCUACGAGUCCCUCCCAGAGGAACUGCAGAAGUGCUUCGACGUGAAGGACGUGCAGAUGCUCCAAGACGCCAUUAGCAAGAUGGACCCCACCGAUGCCAAGUACCACAUGCAGCGCUGCAUCGACUCCGGCCUCUGGGUCCCCAACUCCAAGUCCAGUGAGGCCAAGGAGGGGGAGGAGGCGGGCCCCGGGGACCCUUUGCUGGAAGCCGUCCCCAAGCCGGGCGACGAGAAGGAUGGCAGCGCGUGACGCUCCCCGGCCACCACCACCAGCGCCGCCUGCCUGCAGGCUCCUGUGCGCCCCUUUCCAGAAAACAGAAAUAGACACCGUGUCCCCAGCUCCAGGCUUCCUCCACUUUCACCGCUCCCCCAGCGCGGGGGGCCUGCCCUGUCCCCCCCACUGCCCUCGCCCCCCAGCGCUCAUUCAAGUUUCCGCUUUGAGUCGAGGGGCUUCACUGCCUGUCGCCCCCGUCAGCGUUAUGCCAAAGGCCCCGGGGGCCCGGGGAGGGGCAGAGGCUGCCAGGCUGGUCCACCAGGUGGAGGGGUCCCAGGCCGAGGGGCUGCCCUGUCACCACCAUGGGCUCCGAUGUCACUGUUGGUUUGCUGCUGAGCCUUCUGUCUGGCAAACAGCCACGAUCUUCAAUAAAGGAUUUCAGAUGCUC
Molecule: messenger RNA, 1568 nt
Organism: Tupaia belangeri chinensis (Chinese tree shrew)
Lineage: Eukaryota; Metazoa; Chordata; Mammalia; Scandentia; Tupaiidae
Gene: CDC37
Product: cell division cycle 37, HSP90 cochaperone
Exons: 8
Coding region: 20-1156 (378 amino acids)
Biological process (GO): protein folding; protein stabilization
Cellular component (GO): cytoplasm
Molecular function (GO): heat shock protein binding; protein kinase binding; protein-folding chaperone binding
Source: RefSeq, a predicted model, not a curated record